Messenger RNA from Pristis pectinata (smalltooth sawfish), 584 nucleotides. Its product is annotated as proteolipid protein DM beta-like. The annotation marks the transcript as partial. The transcript is spliced from 4 exons. NCBI's taxonomy places the organism in Eukaryota, Metazoa, Chordata, Chondrichthyes, Rhinopristiformes, Pristidae. The record is from RefSeq and is a predicted model, not a curated record. Gene Ontology annotation, cellular component: filopodium; plasma membrane; axonal growth cone. Gene Ontology annotation, biological process: neuron projection development.
UUCAUCAUGCUGACCUAUAUCUUCAUGCUGGCGUGGUUGGGAGUGACAGCCUUCACCUCGCUGCCCGUCUUCAUGUACUUCAACAUCUGGACACUCUGCCAGAACAUCACCAUUGUGGAUUCCACUGAACUCUGCUUUGAUCUUCGUCAGUUUGGUAUUGUGCCUAUUCUUGAGCAAAAGACGGUCUGCACCUUGAAUGAGAACUUCAGCAAGUUGUGCCAAUCCAAUGAUCUGAACAUGACAUUCCAUUUGUUUAUCGUGGCCCUCGCUGGUGCAGGAGCUGCCGUCAUUGCUAUGGUUCACUACUUAAUGGUGCUGUCCGCUAAUUGGGCCUAUGUGAAGGAUGCCUGCAGGAUGCAAAAGUAUGAGGACAUCAAAUCAAAGGAGGAGCAGGAAUUGCAUGACAUUCACUCCACCCGCUCAAAAGAGCGGCUAAAUGCCUACACAUAAAGAGCCCCUGCCCCCUCGCUCACACCAGUUACUGCUUUUGUGUCUGACUAAAGCUAAACAAUUGACUCACAGCCCUUGUUACUGGUUCAGUAAGUUCCUAUGCGACUCAACUAUGUGUUUCUUUUUUAAAAAAA